Messenger RNA from Sipha flava (yellow sugarcane aphid), 1087 nucleotides. RefSeq names its product 40S ribosomal protein SA (gene sta). The record is from RefSeq and is a predicted model, not a curated record. The transcript is spliced from 7 exons. NCBI's taxonomy places the organism in Eukaryota, Metazoa, Arthropoda, Insecta, Hemiptera, Aphididae. Gene Ontology annotation, molecular function: structural constituent of ribosome. Gene Ontology annotation, biological process: cytoplasmic translation; ribosomal small subunit assembly. Gene Ontology annotation, cellular component: ribosome; 90S preribosome; cytosolic small ribosomal subunit. Bases 117 to 1049 code for a protein of 310 amino acids.
CGUUCUACACGCAAUGAAAAUGUUUCCUUUUCCCUGACUCUUUUUAUUAUCUUAGUAUUUUUGGUUAAUUUUUUAAAAAAUAUCUUGUUGAAUUAGACGCCUGACCUAAUAGCAACAUGUCGGGAGGAUUAGAUGUAUUGGGUUUGAAAGAAGAUGAUGUCACCAAGAUGUUGGCUGCCACCACCCACUUGGGUGCUGAAAAUGUCAACUUCCAAAUGGAGCAAUAUGUGUACAAGAGAAACAGCCGUGGAUUGAACAUUUUCAACUUGAACAAAACUUGGGAAAAGCUUUUAUUAGCUGCCAGAGCUAUUGUUGCUGUUGAACAUCCAUCAGAAAUUUUUGUUAUUUCUUCUAGACCUUAUGGGCAGCGUGCUGUGUUAAAGUUUGCAGCUUAUACUGGAGCUACACCAAUUGCUGGUCGUUUUACUCCUGGAGCUUUCACUAAUCAAAUCCAAGCUGCUUUCCGUGAACCCAGACUUCUAGUUGUGACUGAUCCAGCUACUGAUCAUCAACCAAUCACUGAAGCUUCUUACGUUAACAUCCCUGUAAUUGCUUUAUGUAAUGCUGAUACACCAUUAAGAUAUGUUGAUAUUGCUAUUCCAUGCAAUAACAAGUCUCCUCAUUCUAUUGGACUCAUGUGGUGGUUUUUGGCCCGUGAAGUUCUUCGUCUUAGAGGUACUAUUCCUCGUGAUGGUAAAUGGGAUGUUGUUGUAGACUUGUUCUUUUACAGAGAUCCUGAAGAUGUUGAGAAAGAAGAAGCUGCUGCUAAGGAAGCAUUACCUGCACCUUCAACUGUUAAGCCACUUAUGACUGGAGAUGAUUAUGUAUUGGCUAAUACAGCUGCGGACUGGAAUGAAGGUGUUGUUGUAGCUACUGCACCACAAAAUUGGGCUGAAGAUGGAACUCCUGCUCCUGUAGCUGCAGUUCCAGCAGUUGCUGCAGCUGCUGCUCUUGACUGGACGGCUGAUGAAUGGAAUACUGCACCUGCCACUGGUGCAGCCAAUACAAACUGGGGAGGUGGUUCUGCACCAAACUGGUCAAAUAUGUAAAACUUUUUUCUUUAAGAAUAAAAACACUCUUUUUGAAU